This is a messenger RNA of Cylindrotheca closterium, 1746 nucleotides long. Lineage: Eukaryota; Bacillariophyta; Bacillariophyceae; Bacillariales; Bacillariaceae. The record is from the annotation of a GenBank genome assembly.
AUGUCGGGGUUGUCAGGAUGGAAGAGCACCUUGGAGUUAGAACCCACGCAAAACAAGGUUGCUGCUCUUCUAAUCCAAAAAAAGAUCAAACGGCGGAGGAACUUGCAACGUCCUGUGGGGAAGCGGGGAGACUUUGGGAAACGGAUGAGCAGUCGAAUAGGAGAUGCGCCAAACCUCAUGUCCGUGGUGACCGCCAAGUCCUCCAUCAAACAGAGAGCAGUGAAAGAAGCGGGUGAACGAGAUCGCAAAAAUACGAAAAAGAAACUAGCAGGACGAAGGAAAAUUGUCAAACGACAUCCAAUCAAACAACGAGACAAUCAAUGGACGAAGGCAUUGACUGGCCAACAUGUCAACUCUGUUUCCAAAAAGGUUGCAGCCAAACCCACAAAGCGUCGCUCGGCAUCUCCACGCAAACCAAGCAGCAUAAAGUCGAUGUCUAGCAGCAAUUCCUGGACCAAACCAACAUCUGGCCAUUCCACUGGCGAUGAUUCUACAAUUAAUAAUACAAAGAAAAGAGGCACCAAAAAGAAGAAAAAGAAACUUCCCAAAGUUAAAACCAUUCCGACCUUGGCUUCUCAAAUAUCCGAUGAGAAGGCCAAAGAAAAGGAAACCCAAUCGCCCAAGGACGAAUACGCAAGUAUGGAUCAAUCUGGACAUCGAUCGAAUGACAACAAGUCUUAUACGCUGGACCAAUCCGGACAUUCCAAAGAAAGCUCUUUGAACGACAGUCAAAGUCUCCAAAAUAGCAAACAAAUUCUGUUGGAAUUUGAAUUACCGGACCAACAAGGAACUGGCCUGCAGCUAUCGGUGGACCUCGAGACUGUGGGAGACAUGUCGUCCAUCGAAUCUUGGCCGUCCAUUGAAUCCGAAGAUUCGUAUGAUACCCGCAUGAAUAAAAUGAUGCAACGAUGGAUGGAUCUGAAUGGCGAAUUUGAUGCCCCUCCAGAAGAAGAAGAAGAAGAAGAAAAGGCUUGCGAGGAGGCGGACGGUUUGGAGGAUAAUGUUCUGGAUCAUAUCGUUCUGGCAUCUCCCAAUAUGGCAGAAGCAUUGGACAAAUUUGAGGAAAUGUCGGGUGUACGACCAGUAAUCAUGGGACCAUUGGAGGGGCUGGGUGUCCAAACAGCACACGUGGGGAUGGACAAGGGUAGAUACAUUGAGAUCAUUGCUCCGGAUGACGAGAAUCCAGGACCUCUUGGUAAAGAACUCAAGGCUCUUCCAGCUGGAAGAUUGAUUCCAUAUCAAUACGCAAUCCGAGCGACGGAGAUUAGCAGAUUGAUUGAAGGGUAUGUCUACGAUGUCCUUGGGUGGGAUCCAGAUCAUAUCUGUAUGGCGCAGACGCUUCCAGACGGCACCCCUCGCCAAUGGGAUCUUCUCACCAUGUACGGUCACAAUAUUGGAGGCGCAGCGCCCAUUUAUGUAAAGUAUCCAGACCCAUCGGAGCAUCCGACAAGAAAACUGGAUCCUACCAUUACCUUCAAAAAGUUUACGGUCCAAGCCGACCAAGAUCAUCGCGUCCACAAGUUAAUCACGGAUGUGUCGGGAAUCGACAUUGAAUACGCACAGACUCCAGCACUGGAGUUUUCCUUUGAUACUCCAAAGGGUGGUCUAGCACUUUCUGCCAACUAUCCACCAGGUUUGGUCUUUCCAGGUUACAAUGCUGCGGAUUCCAAAAAGAGCAGCAAGGGCAAGAAGAAAUCCAGUACUACUACUAGAAAGUCUGUACUUCAAAGCAUUCCGUCAAAGUGA